This is a messenger RNA of Cherax quadricarinatus, 640 nucleotides long. NCBI's taxonomy places the organism in Eukaryota, Metazoa, Arthropoda, Malacostraca, Decapoda, Parastacidae. The record is from RefSeq and is a predicted model, not a curated record.
AUGGAGGUGUGUGAGAGCGUGUACUAUUCAUGUACUCCCGUGUACUCCCCUAUACACUCUACUUUCCUCCCUCAUUUCCUGUCUGAGGACACAGGAGGCGGCUACGUACUCAGCAGAGAGGCACUGAAGCAGUUCAUCGAAGUGUCGUUACCAAACAAGAAGCUGUGUAAGGGAGAUACUAACACUGGUGCCGAGGACGCGGAACUGGGAAAGUGUUUGGACAACAUCGGAGUGGUUGCUGGUGAUUCCCGUGACAGCUAUGGACGGGGUCGCUUCUUCCCCUUCACACCAGUCACUCACCUUUUCGGGCUGGUGCCAGACUGGUAUCUCGACUACGUCUACUACAAACCAGACAUGGGACUUAACUGCUGUUCGGACUCUGCCGUGGCCUUCCACUACGUGGACAGCCACCUGAUGUACCAGCUGGAGUACCUCCUGUACCACCUGAGGCCCCACGGAGUCUAUCACAGACUGCCUGACCCAGCACCGCUACCACCAGACACUAAGAGUAUCCCCUUUCAGGCACUGAGGAAGGUGGCUGGCAGUGGAUGGGUAGCGGCUGCGACCGAGCGUCCACAGCAAGUCAACCACGAAGAACAAAAAUAUAUGAAUGCUGUCGAUUAAUAAAAACUUACAGUGA